Prunus mume (Japanese apricot) is the source of this 2364-nucleotide messenger RNA. Its product is annotated as ubiquinone biosynthesis protein (Protein of unknown function, DUF547). The record is from RefSeq and is a predicted model, not a curated record. Lineage: Eukaryota; Viridiplantae; Streptophyta; Magnoliopsida; Rosales; Rosaceae.
UGCAUUUCUCUCAAGAAGCAGAGGAUCUUUUGCUAGUUGGUGAAUCUUCCUCUAGGCUAUAUGAUUGGGGAUGCUUGUUUGUAUGUACGUGCAUAUAGCUUCUAGUACCAGAAGCCAAGCUGUUUUGGGUGAUUGCAGUAUGAGCUUUAUGUGAUAAACGCCAAAGUCUAUGAUCGCAGGAUGUGUGACUCACCAUUUGUGCAAACUGGCUUGAACCAAAGUGUUUCUCUUUGCAAAUAUUCGCAUUCUAGCAUCACAUGUAAUUCGGAAAUUCAGUCAGAUUCUGUGAAAGAACUUCAGAGUGAUAACACAAUUUCACGGGUGAGCAAUCCUGUUGAAGGUAUUGGAAGAUUUGGAUCGUGCACUAAAGACAUUGAUACUUACCCUUACAGAUUUCAGCUUGAACAGGAUGUACAAAGGUUGCAACAGCAGCUGCGAGAAGAACUAGAGCUACAUGCUAUUCUGGAAAAUGCAAUUGAACAAAAUGCUAUUAAAUGCUCCAGUUGGUCAGGCCUUCCUUACUAUGCUCAAGAGCUCCUAGGCAAUAUUUCUGCACUUGAGGUUACGGUUUCAAAACUUGAACAGGAGUUGGUUGCUUUGCAUUUCCAACUUAGUCAAGAAAGAAAUGAACGAAGGCUUGCAGAAUAUCGUCUGAGGCAUCCAUCUCCUCAGACAACGUCUCCUAACUCCUCUGACAUUAUGAAACUACCGAUUUCAUCUUCUUUGAGGUCUUCAGAUCAUUCCAGUCCUGAAAUACAUCAUUCCUCUGAAGAUGGCUCAUGCCAGGAGACAAAAGAUCAACCAUCAGAACUUAGUGGCCAAGCAUCUUCUAGACAGUCAGUAACUGAGUAUGCAGAGGACUCGGUUGCAAGUUGCCAUGAUAUGAAAAUGUCUAGGAAGAUGGAUCCCAAAUCUUUUCAACUUGCUGAGUACAGGAAGAUUCCUAAAGGGAUGCCCUCCAAGGGCCUCUGGGAUCAUCCAAAUCAACUGUCAGAGGAUAUGGUCAGAUGCAUGAAAAAUAUAUUCAUAUCUUUGGCUGAUUCAGCUAUACCAUCAAAAUCUUCUGCACAAGAGAGCUACUCCUCUUCAUUGUCACCACGCGGGCAUCUUUCCAAUUCCUCAUGGUGGUCAUCAUCUGAACGGUCAAUGAUUUCAUCAUGGGUGCAGAGCCCACAGGUUGAUAUACAGAGUAACUCUGAAGUAUUGGCCUCAGAGAAUGCCUGUGAUCCCUACAGAGUUCGAGGGAAACAGAGUUGGGCUGACAUUGGGAACUAUGGAUUAGCAAGUGAAGUUUCUUGGAUGUCAGUUGGGAAGAAGCAAUUAGAAUAUGCUGCAGGAGCACUGAGGAGUUUCAGAGUACUGGUCGAGCAACUGGCGAAAGUAAAUCCUAUCCAUUUGAGUUGCAAUGAGAAGCUUGCUUUCUGGAUUAACUUGUACAAUGCACUAAUUAUGCAUGCUUACUUAGCUUAUGGAGUCCCUAGAAGUGACUUGAAGCUUUUCUCUUUGAUGCAAAAGGCAGCUUACACUGUUGGUGGUCAUUCUUUCAGCGCAGCUGCCAUUGAGUACGUGAUUCUGAAGUUGAAACCACCACUCCAUAGACCACAAAUUGCUUUGCUUCUUGCCCUUCACAAGCUGAAGGUAUCAGAUGAGCAACGGAAAUCUGCAAUUGAUGUGUAUGAACCACUCAUAACCUUUGCAUUAAGCUGUGGAAUGUAUUCUUCACCAGCGAUAAGGAUCUACACUGCUAAAAAUGUGAGGGACGAGCUUCAGGAAGCACAGCGUGAUUUUGUUAGAGCUUCAGUUGGGGUUAGCAGCAAGGGGAGGUUGUUGGUGCCAAAAAUGCUGCACUGCUUUGCCAAGGGCAUUGUGGAUGAUUCAAAUUUGGCUGUAUGGAUAUCACAUUAUCUUCCACCCCACCAAGCCGCCUUUGUUGAACAAUGCAUAUCACAGCGGCGACAAAGUCUGCUUGGUUCGCGCAACUGUGGCAUUCUUCCAUUUGAUUCACGGUUCCGGUACCUAUUUCUGCCUGACAAAAUUCCUUUAUGAUGAGGCCUAGUUAUACUGCACUGCUAAAUACCUCGGAUUAAUCUGUAACAUCAAGCUAAAGUUAUCUUGAUCAUAAAUGAUGCGACAGUUAAAAAGAUUGGAUGAGUUUAGCCUCGAUGCGAGUAUAAGCCUCCUUGAAGAAAAACCAGAUGGUGGCAGUUAGGGUCUUUCACCUCAUAGACCUCUACCCCUAAUGGGGGUAUUGUACAUUUUGUUCAUGGAUAACAGGAGUUGAAGAUAGAGUGCUUGUAGCUAACUGAUGUGUAUUUUUUUUUAUUGUGUUUCUAUAAUAAGAGUUGGAAAUAAGUGUUCAUUGCA